Anolis sagrei ordinatus is the source of this 5159-nucleotide messenger RNA. The record is from RefSeq and is a predicted model, not a curated record. Lineage: Eukaryota; Metazoa; Chordata; Lepidosauria; Squamata; Anolidae.
GUGCAGGGGAAAUGUCGGUUGGAUGCAGUGCUGGCAAAGAAAUCGCCUUCUGCAAAACGAGGACCAGAUAACUUUAUUAAAACGAGGACAUUUGAAGCUCACGGUCUCCCUUUCGUGAGUUCGUAUGAAAAUUCCAGAGAGGAGGAAACUUUGCAGAACGUUUCAUGCAGUGUUUACAACGGCUAACUCAAUUAGAAACCACACAAGAGCCCUGCUGCCAUUCAGCUGUGUUUCCCUACAGGCUGCAUUAUAUAGCUCUCCAACCAGUCCCACAACGCUGGGAAUGAUGUCAUGGGAUCAGUUCAGGGAGAUGAAAGGCUGAAAGCGGAACCCGCUGGCACUGGGGAAAGCUUCCAACACACAGCUUGAGAACAAAAAGCAAAGAAAGAAAAGCCUACAGAUCCAGCCAUUCAGCUCCAAGAAGCACGACUUUUCCCAACCAAAAAAAUAUAAAAAAGGAGGGCAGAUGGACCUAUAGGGAUGAGUUUUGAUGCAAGGCGCUUGAGAAAAAAAGAAAAGCAAGCCAGCAAAGAAGGAAACAUAACUACCUGCUGAAAAGAAAGUUCUUUCUCUCGUCUCCAAAGCCCAAGCCUUUGAUGUAUGGCAACAGAUCACUGAUCAGAUUACAGGCAUUGGGUUUCACUACUCGUCUGCCUUUGAUCUGCAUGCUUAAUUUUAUUUUCCUGGAUUUGAAGGUUGCCUGGGCUUGUGCUGACAUACUUUGAAAGAGAGAGAGAGAGAGAAAAAAGCAGAUGAAGGCAUUUUAUACAGAAGCUCUGGCAGAGUGAAAUUCAGUUGCAAGAAAGGGUGGCUGUUGGAUAAGUCUCAGCCUACAUCAGAUUUAAUACAGCAUUAAAAGGAAGAUUUCAGAUAUGUAUAUAAAAAGAUGUCAAUGGUCGUCCAUAGCAAAGCUGCUGAUAUUUUUGAUAUAUUAUUCAAAUCCUGUAAUUUGUGAAACGGGCGGCUGCCGAGAACAGGAGUUUAGAGAUCAUGAUGGAAACUGUAUGUUGUGUGAACAGUGCGGACCUGGAAUGGAGCUCUCUAAGGAAUGCGGCUUUGGGUAUGGGGAAGAUGCCCAGUGCAUGACAUGCAGGCCAAACAGAUUCAAGGAGGACUGGGGCUUUCAGAAGUGCAAGCCAUGUUUGGACUGUGCUAUCGUCAAUCGGUUUCAGAAAGCCAAUUGUUCUGCUACCAGUAAUGCCAUUUGUGGAGACUGCUUACCAGGUUUCUACAGAAAGACCAAACUUGGAGGAUUCCAGGAUAUGGAGUGUGUUCCUUGUGGUGAUCCUCCUCCUCCUCAUGAACCUCACUGCACUGCAAAAGUCAACCUGGUGAAAAUCCCAUCAACUGCUUCAAGCCCACGGGACACUGCUCUGGCUGCUGUGAUAUGCAGUGCACUGGCAACUGUGCUUUUAGCACUCCUCAUCCUAUGUGUUAUCUAUUGCAAAAGGCAAUUCAUGGAAAAGAAACCAACAUGGUCUAUGAGGUCACAGGACGUUCACUAUGAAGGCUCUGAACUGUCUUGCUUUGACAGACCACAAUUCAAUAUGUACACUCACAGAACAUGCUGCCAAUGUCAACGGGACCCAUCACAGAUGUGUGGUGCAGUGCAUUUGAUUCCAUCACUGUGCUGUGACGAGACAUGUAGCUUGGAACACAGUUGUCAUAACUGUACUUUCCACUCUCGAGCCACACUUCAUGAAAGAGGUUCAAGUUCAGUUGGGGAAAUGAUUCCAGCCUUCCUUGGUUCUCUGUCACAUUCUGCCUGUGGAGAUCUUUCAGAUGCUUGGCCCCUGAUCCAAAAGCCAACUUGUUGUGAUAGCAUUUCUUCCUGUGAAUCAUAUCCUGAGCUAAUAGGAGACGAUGAAAAUUCCUUCAGCCUAGAGACUGAAAAAACAGCCAUUGUGGAUUCUGAUCAUGAACAGGAUCUAACAGUAUUAACAACUGCAAAGUCUCAUUUUGGAAGCCUGACAGAAGCAACUGAACUUCCUAAAAAGACUUAUUGUAUCACAACUUCAUUGAGCCACUUUAUGGCUGCCGAACCACUGUCAACAAGAGAGCAUGACAGAACAGUUAGCAGUUCAACAAACUGAUGAACAGGAAUCUAAAGGACGCUCCUUGGCAACCCAUCAACUGAAUGCUUCCCUCCAUGCCUCUCCUCUAAUGCUUGUGAAUGGAAUGUAGCCUGGAUCUCGAUGUUACAAGGUUUCAGAAACAGCUGAAAUAAACUGGCAGCAUUUCAAAGCUCCUGGGCAGUUGUGUUUGAGGCACAGCAGCUGUAUGGAAAACUUCAAGGAGAAGCCUGGUAAAAGGCCAAAGGCCUUUCCAUGCUUCUCCCUCUCCCUCUCUCCCUCAUUCUUUCUCUCUCAUAAACAGGAGGAUUCUGUGUGUCUCAUUGACUCACAAAGUUUAGACUAGUCUUGCAGCUAAGAAGAUUAUGUAAAUAGAACAAGCAAGAGAAUAGUAUGGUUGUAUUGUGUAUGGCUGCUCACAGCAGCAGAUGUGUGUUGAGGGGUGCCUGUUAUUUCUUGGCAAAAGGAAGCAUGUAAUAAGACUUUCAACAAGCUGUGCAGAUUCGAUGUAGAAUGUGUCAUAAAUCUCAUACUGCAGAGAAUCCUUUUUUAAAAAAUGAAUGUUUUUAUGCUUCCAUACAUUAGUUGAUUGUGAAUUGUAAACUAUGAUAUCUGACAUUUGCCAUCCUAUAUGUAUAAGUGUUUGCCGGAAGUGCUAUCAGAAUUGCGAAUGUGCUUUUUCUAGCUCGAUUCUGGGUAUAUUUACACAGAAUUGUGUCCCAGCUGUAUCAGUGAUCAGGUAAACGUACAUAGUAUUACAGCGCUAAUGUGGUAGCAACUUUCCACCACUGAUAUUUUCCCCUUCCUAAAUAUACUAACAUCAGCUUUCAAAUAAAAUAUUUGCAUUUAUAAAAUAGCACCACUGGCAUUAUCUACCUAAAACUAAGCACAUAGAGGUGCCAGUUAUUUAUUUAUCUAGUUGUGUGGAACUCCUAAAAUAUCAAUAAAUACUCAUUGUGUCUAAACUUAUACCCGAUGUUUUUAGGUUUAAAGUACAGGAUGAGAUCGAUUCAAAGAUAAUGAAGCUGGUGGGGAAAAUACAGUAUAUACCAGGUAUGGGCAAACUGCGGCCCUUUGGACUCUUCUCUCAGGCCCCUCUCUGCCUCAGUCCUCCUCUGACGCAGUGGCCCUCUGUGCCCCCAGGCUGAGAGGAGAGCCAGGGCAAAGACAUGGUGCUGGUGAGCACUUUCCAGAGAGUUCUCACCAGCACCUUGUUUCUCCUUCUCCUCUAAGCCUCUGGACUCAGAGACGAAGCAGGGAGAAACAUUGCACUGGUGAGUGCUCCCUCCAACGCCAUGUCUUUCCUUCUCUUCUGAGCCUUGGAAAGGUGGGCUUUCCCUGGACUCAGAGGAGAAGUGGGGGAGAAACAUGGCACUGGAGAAAGGGUUAUCACCAGCUCCAUGUUUCUCCUCCUCUGAGGCUUGGGAAGGCAGCGCACCUUGCCCGGAGUUAGAGGAGAAGCAGGGGAGAAACAUGGUGCUGGAGAAUGGGUUCUCACCAGCUUCGUGUUUCUCCUUCUCUGAGGCUUGGGAAGGCAGUGCGCCUUUCCUGGACUUAGAGAAGCAAGGGAGGAACACAGCGCUGGCAAGAAUGUUCUUGCGAGGGCCAUUUGCAACCCCACCCCACCCACUCCUGUCCCAACCCCACUCUCUCCCUCCUCAACCUUGCCUUCUCUCUCCCCCAUCCCUUCCAGCCCAGCCCCUUCCGGCCCCACCCGCACUCCCUCCUGGCCCAAUCCUUGCAGCCACGCCCAGAAGGCGGACCAAGGGCAAAAAAAGUUUGCCCAUGCCUAGUAUAUACUCAUGUUUGAAUCAACCUCAUAUGUAAGUUAAGAGCAGGUUUUGGAACCAAAAUUAUGGAUUUUGAUAUGAUCUGUGAAUAAGUGCAGGGCUAAUCCAUGGAAAAGCAAAGCACCAAUGUUGCCUCAAGAGCCAGCUUCUCCUGGUUCCAUCGCCAUUUUUUUCACUAAAUAUCUCAGAAGCAGUCGCAUUUAGGGUUUCUUUCACAUUGAAAAGAUACACUUAUCUUCAUGAUGUAGGUGAAAAAAUCACAUGAUUUCAAUAUCACCACCCCUGCACCAGUUGCUGUUUUGAGCUUAGGAGAGAAAAAAGAAACUGCAUGUUUCUUUCAAGAAAACCAAUUUCUCACCCACGAAUACCCCCAGUGAAGAGGAAUAGAUGAAAUUAGAAAGAAACCUUCAGGGAAAGACACAGGAAACACACACACACACACACAAACCCUUUAACUGAACCAUAAAUCAGACGAACUAUCCCUCAACAAUGGCCCACAAGAACAAUUCCCAGAACCCAGAUACAGUCCAACUACCUUCAGAGGAGCUAUGUAUACAGUUGCACUGCUAUACAUUAUACUGAAUGACAAGUAUAUUCCAUUUACAUAAUUAAGCAAUUUAGGACUGCACUUCUAUGCGCACUUACUUUGGAGGCAAGAUGUCAUGAAUUGACUAGUUUUAUUUCAUGCAAACAUAUAUCAGAUCAGGCUACAAUGUCAGAAAACUGUUGUUACAGAACUCAUGCUGUUUUUAUACAGUAGGGGAAAAACAAGCAAAUAACAUGGACAUUUUUGUAUGAAGAAUUCUAUAUUUGUGUUAACCUUGUAAAUAAAAAUAAUCCAACAUGCAUUUCAGUAUUCUGCAAAACAGUUGAUAGAAUAGAGACUACUGUUUACUUUUUGAAAACUUCUUUCAAAGUCAUUUUGUUCCGUGUUUGUUUCCUAAAGGCACAUGUUUUGUCUUGGAAUUUACACUUUGUAUAAUUGAGCUUCUCCACUCGCCAUGGUUAAGAUCAAAUGUUAAAAAUGAAGCAAGGAUAGUGUUUUUAAAAUGUGUAUAUUAUGUAAAUAAAGUUUACAGAAUGUUUGAUUUAACCAAAUUGGACUUGAUUAUGUUGCCUAUGGCAAGCAAUGGUGUAUAUGCCAAGAGAAAACAUACACAGCCAUUCUUAAACAAAAACAUUUUUUCACUAUUUUAUAUGCAGUCAUUCAAGAAUAUUUGUGCAUGUGUGUGGAAAUUACAACAGUGUGUACAUGUUUAUUUUUUAUAUUUGUUAAUAAAUAGAUAUUAAAAUAUCA